Molecule: messenger RNA, 4140 nt
Organism: Mytilus californianus (California mussel)
Lineage: Eukaryota; Metazoa; Mollusca; Bivalvia; Mytilida; Mytilidae
Product: zinc finger CCCH domain-containing protein 13-like
Exons: 21
Coding region: 1-2697 (898 amino acids)
Source: RefSeq, a predicted model, not a curated record
AUGAAACUAGUUAGAACAAAACAGAAGAAAGCUAAAAUUAACAAGAAAGGUAAAAAUGGCGGAGGUGGAAAGGGACAAAAUGGCGGAGGUGGAAAGGGACAAAAUGGUGGAGUUGGAAAGGGCAAAAAGGGUUCGAAAGGAAAAGGUAAAUUAACGAAGGAAGAAAAACAAAGACUGAAGGCAGGAAAGAGAAAUGAUGACAGUGACAGUGAAUUUAGCUACCGAAGUGUUGUCAGUGCUGGCGGUACACGUCAUGUGAGACGUCGACGUAAAAGAGCAGAUGGAACAUACAGUGAUAGUGAUUCAUAUCAUAGCAGUCAGGACGAAGAUGGUGAAGAACGACGACGACAACGUCGUAAAGAGAGAGGAGAACUUGAGUCAGAUACAGUAGAUAGUUCUAACCCAAAUACAAGCAAUGGAAGCAAAGAUCAUUAUCAUGAUGGUGACAGUGAUUAUAGUUACGCAAGUGAAGUAAGCGAAGGUGGUACGAGAUACGAAGUCAAACGCAAACGUCUUCGAGAUGAAGAAGGAAAUAUUAUUGGAUAUGGUGAAAAAGAAGCUGCUGGUGACAAUCUCAGCGAUACAGAAUCUGUAAAGACAAGAAGAGGAUCAAUGGAUGGAAGCUUUGUGAAAGAUCGGAUCAAUGUUGAAGAUGUGCUUGGUCCACAACUGAUUGAACACAACGAAAAUAACAGAUUGAAAGAUGGUGUAGACUGGCCAGAAAAAUCCCUUGAUCGUAUUCCUUCCGAGUUUAGUGAUGCAUCUACUGAUGACGAUGAUGUUGAUUUAUCUAAGAUGACAGAAGAAGAAAAAGAAGAAUAUUUCAAGAACAAGGAGGAGCGUAGAAAGGAACGAGAGGCCAGGAGAAGGGCUAAAUACGGGGAUAAAUAUGAUGAAAUAAUGAAGAAAAAACUGGAAAAAAAGGAAAGAGAAAAGAAGGAACAAGAACAAGAACAAUCAAAUGAAGAAAAAGAAAAACGAGACCAAAAAGAAAAGGAUGAAAAAACAAGUGGAAGGAAAUCAUCACUUAGAAAGUUUUCUGAUUCUCUUGGUAAAGGAAAGGAACCAGCUAAAAGUAUGGUAACAUAUGAAAAAGGACCCCCUAGAGAAAUAGGCGGAAAGGAAACAUUUGAUAGCAGAGAACACGGUCUUCCACACGACUCAUGGGGUAAAAAGGAUAAGACAGAUAUGAGCCUCCGAAGAGGUAGCAGUGAUUCAUCAGACUUUGUUCCCACUAAACUAAGAAGAGAAACUACAAUGUUGAAGAAGCUGCCAACUAUUCCUCAAGGAAAAGUAGCUGAAGUUACAAAGAAGAAGAAGCCUGGAAUGGAAGAUAGAGAGUCAUCCCAAUAUGAGGGUGAUGAUGACGACGACAGUUUGAAAAGAACAAAUAGAGGCGACGAAGAAAAAUCAAAGUGGGAUUCAGUGGUAGAGAUGGGAGCGGAUGGAAAACUACGGCUUAAGAAAAAGCUGAUAGAUUUAAAAGACCUGGAUGAUGAAACAUUGCGUAGACUUGGAAUUGAUCCUACACUUACUGCGAAAGAAAUUGCAAAGAAAUUAAAAGCUCUUUUUGGAAAUGAUAUUAGAUUCAAAGAGGGUAGCUUCUUCAUUGGAACAAAACAUGCUGAUGACUUUGGAGAUAUGGAUGAUGACGAGCUUGCUAAGCAAGAAGAUCUAGAUAUAACCACAUUAAAUGGUCAAAGAAGAAUAAAUAUACUGAUGAAGCGAGGAGGGUCUGCAUUACGACGCCAUAUGCUGAGAAUAAUAGCCGAAUGUCGACUUCAUGAAAAUGCAUAUAAAUGUGCAAAUAUUGAUGAACAAGGAUCUAUUGAUUUCCUAGCGCACUACCGACUUGUUGAUCCAAAGAAAGUUGAUGGAUAUGCUAAAGCUUUUGUUGUUGAAGACACUAACUUUGAUACAUUCAUUGAUUAUAAGAACACAAAAUCUGCUCUUGAUGGUAUUGAAUCAAUUCAACACAUGACACCUAAACAAAUGGAAUAUGUCUUUCGGGUUUUGAAUAUUGAUGAAGCCACUCGUGUUACAUUUAGAAUGUUUGCUGUACUCACAGCUUUAUGCGAAAGAGUUUCAACAAUGGACGAUUUAAGCAGACAACUAUUAGAAAUAUGUAACCUUCUAGACAUAGAACGGAAAUUAGAUUUAUAUAAAGCUAUGUUCUACACCAAUGUGCCGACGUAUCGUGACAGUAAUUAUGUAACGGAGGAGUCUUUGAAGAUUGAGUUGAUGGCCGGUGGUCUAAACUGGUCACAACAAGAGUAUGUUAUGGAGAAAAUGGAACCUAAUACUUUUGGCGAGAUCUCGUUUUUGGACUACAUGUGUUAUAUACCUUUGUUUUUGUCGAUGCACGAUAAUAUUUGUGACAAUCCUUUGGACAUGUCAAAUCAGAAAUACCAAAUGCCUCCUCGUCGGAGACCUCCAUCUGUUCAGAGGGACAUGAAUCCUUUAUCACAACCACUAAGCAAACAGUCUGCAUUUUUACUCAGGAAACAAGCUGUUGAUUUCGAGGAAGGAACGGCUAAUCCUGAUCAUUAUACAAAGGAAUACGUGCAACGGGUUAAUAAAUAUGCACAAUUACCAGAUAUACCUCAUAUUUUGCAACGACAAUCGUCAAAUGUUUCAACCACGUCAGAGUACUUAAGCGGAAGUUCUUUCUACAGAGAGAAGAGCAGGGUGUACUGAACAAUGUACAGAGAUUCAUUUCUUGAACGUCAUGCACUUAUGCUGUGUAGAAAUAAGUAGUUUUUUUUCAGUAUGAUUUCUCGAUUCGUUUAUUUAUGUAAAUAUUCUUAGACGAUAGCUGAGAACAAAAUGAGUAACAUAUUACUACUAUUAGAAACAAACGAAAUGGUGGUUUCUCAUACCAACCAGUAUUGAUUAAAUACUUUGUAUUUAAUCUGUAGUGAGACAAUGUUUAUGCUCCAUGGAAUGAAUCUUUUGAAAUUUAGUAAUUAAGUGUGCUAAAAAGAGCAAAGCAAUGUGCAUUGUAUAUUGAAACAACCUGUCAAAAUAGAUAUAUUUUGUUCAGCACUUUUACUUAAAGUUUCAUUCAAGUUCGGCGCUGUAAAUACGUUUCCACUUAGUUUUUUUUUUGGCAAAAUUUGAGACAGAUUAGUAUGCCAUUCAAAUUUAAAUAUUUAAAUAAAGUUAUUCCAAAGAUGUUUUGUCCUGUAUAGCAUGAGAAAAAGAACCCUGAUAAUUUGAUAAUUGAACUGGGUUUUUUUUAAUAACUAUCUCACAGAGUGGGGGUAACCGUUAUACAAAUUGACAACAUGCCAAAUGGGUCCAAAUGUUUUCUUUCAUUUAAAAAUUAAUCAAAGAUACUAGGCUUAUAAUUUGGUACGCCAUACGCGCGUUGUAUCUACUAAAGAAUGUUUUUUUACUUUGAAUACGUACUCAAUCAUGGUUUCAAUUCGAAGGCAAAUGAAAGAUAACAUUAGCAACAACUGUUCAUAUCUUUAGAUUGUAGCAAUAUUACCAGAUAACUUACCGUUCAAAAUGCCGGUAGUAUACGUUAUUUAUUCCGGAAAUCCCCAGAUUUGAUUCGAAAGUGUCCAUAACGAUUACCCACCAAGAUUAUUUUAGAAAAACCAAUGCAUUUUUCUUAAACAUAGGUAUAUAUUGACAAUCAUGUUAUACAUUCGUUAUUGUUUAAACAUUUUCAUUAAGAAAUUCAUUAAUUAAAUCAAUGUUUGGUUCCCGAACUGUCUGUGAUGCGGUUUUAUUUUGAAUUUUGCAUUAAAAGUGCUUGGGUGAAGAAAAGUAUUGCUUCGCACACUGUAUGACGUGACUGUAAUUAGAUUUGAAAUGUAUGUGUAAGUUCUUUUCGUAAUCAUUGUAACAUGUUGAGUGAUAUAUCAUUCCUGAUCUUUUCAUAGUAGAACUAAAUUAAGAUAUAAUGAUUAUUAUUUACAAUUCAGAAGUAACUGUAACUAAAUUUGAAAUUUAUAUGUCAAUCAUUGUAAUAUGUUGUUUGAUAUCAUUUCUGGUUUAUUUUAUUGUUGAACUAAUUUAUGAUAUUAUUAUCAAAUAUAUUGUUUUUGCAAAAGGAUUUAUCAAUUACUUCUUGUUGUUGAUGAAAUGUUGGAUGUUGUAAGUUCUUAGAAUAAAGGAGUGAAAAAGUAA